Molecule: messenger RNA, 3012 nt
Organism: Dicentrarchus labrax (European seabass)
Lineage: Eukaryota; Metazoa; Chordata; Actinopteri; Moronidae
Product: serrate RNA effector molecule homolog
Exons: 21
Coding region: 105-2819 (904 amino acids)
Biological process (GO): mRNA processing; primary miRNA processing
Cellular component (GO): nuclear body
Molecular function (GO): nucleic acid binding
Source: RefSeq, a predicted model, not a curated record
UCCGGAAGUGUCGUUGGUUCAUUGUACCGUCGGACUGUCGGCGGGACGGUUGUGUUGUUAGCUCGAGCUCCGUUUGUCUGUCGGUGUGCGCGAGCUGCAGUCCAAUGGGAGACAGCGAUGACGAGUUCGACAGGAGGAGGCGGGACAAGUUCAGGAGAGAGAGGAGCGACAUGGAGCGGUCGAGAGAGAGAGAGGAGAGGAGGAGGGACGACUGGCCCGACAGGGACUGGGACCGCGGCAGAGAGAGGAGGCGGGACUACGAUCGAGGUCGUAGAGAGAGAUUCUCUCCCCCCCGACACAUCAGCCCUCAGCACAAACGCAUGAGGAGAGACUGGGACGACCACCGGGGGGAGCCGUACCGCUACGACCUGCCGUACGGAGGAGGGGGGGGUCCGUUCCCGGGGGCGGGGCCUCAGGGUUGGCACCCCGACCUCCCCCACCUUCACCCACACCACGGGGGGGGUCACCCGCUGCAGGGCAGGUUGGGGAUGGUGGAUCCAGACCUGCCUCCUCCCGGCCCCCCCACCAUGAGGAGCUUCAAGGAGUUCCUGUUGAACAUGGAGGACAGCGUGGACGAGACGGAGUCGGUGAAGCGCUACAAUCAGUACAAACUGGACUUCAGGCGCCAGCAGCUUCAGGACUUCUUCCUCCAGCACAAAGACCAGGAGUGGUUCCGGUCCAAGUACCAUCCCGACGACAUCACGGCGAGGAAGACCGAGUCCCUCGCCGCCCUCAAGACCCGGCUGGGCGUCUUCCUCUUCCUGCUGGACAACAACUGGCUGGAGAACAUGUCUCUGGACAUGGAGCACGCCCCCGCCAUCAUCAAACUACUGGACGCAGCGGUGAUAAAGAUGGAAGGAGGAACUGACUUCGACCUGCAGGUCCUGGAGGUACCGUCUGCUCCCGCAGCGGCCGGCGGGGAGGCGAGCUGCAGCGGAGGAGGAGGAGGAGGCGGAGGAGGAGGAGGAGGCGGCGGCGGAGGAGGAGGCGGCGGCGGAGGAGGAGGAGGAGGAGGAGGAGGCGGUGGCGGCGGGGAGAGGAGUCAGGGAGAUCUCAGCGGAGGAGCCGGUCCGACUGGCUCGGAGUCGACGGGGAGUCGGACGGAGGAGACGAGUGGUGGAGAGCCGGGGGAGACCAAAGAGUCUGAGGAGGUCAGAAGAUCAGACGGCGAGGAGGAAUCCAAGCAGAACGGAGAGGAGAAAGACGAGGACGAGGAGGAGAAGAAGGACGAAGAGGAUGAGGAGGAGGAGGAAGAGGAAGAGAAGACAACCAAGAAAGGCAGGAAGAGGAAACGCAGCGUGUCGGCUGACAGCGGCGAGGGCAGCGCCUCCGACUCUGACUCCUCCCACUCCGACGGAGAGAAGGAGGAGGACGAGGAGAAGGAGGAAGAGGAGGAGGACAGAGAGGACGAGCGCCGUAAAGAGCGAGGGAAGGAGAGAGAGGAAGCGCCAGCGAAGCCCCGCCCCCUCCAUCUCACCACAUCCCUCUUCAUCCGAAGCAUCCCGCCAGAGGUAUCGAAGGAGGAGAUCACUGCUUUGUGUCGCAGGUACCCGGGCUUCCUGCGGGUGGCGCUGUCGGACCCUCAGCCAGAGAGGAGGUUCUUCAGGCGCUGCUGGGUGACGUUUGACCGCAGUGUGAACAUAAAGGAGACCUGCUGGAACCUGCAGAACAUCAGGCUCAGAGACUGUGAACUGGCUCCGGUGGUCAACAGAGAUCUGUGUCGACGGGUUCGCACCGUUAACGGUCUGACUCACCACAAACCGGUGGUGAGGAACGACAUCCGUCUGUCGGCGCGACUCGUCCACAGUCUGGACCAGAAGGGGGAGCUGUGGGUCGGACAGAUGGAGACCAACCCCGUGCUGAAGAACAUCACUGAUUACCUCAUAGAGGAGGUGAGCGCUGAGGAGGAGGAGCUCACAGGCGCCUCGGGGGGCGGAGAUAGUGGCGACGCCAAAGACCCCGCCUCCUCCUCUGAGGUUACCGUGGAGACGGACGAGAAGCUGCUGAAGGUGCUGGACAGACUGCUGCUCUACCUGCGUCUGGUUCACUCUGUAGAUUAUUACAACUUCUGUGAGUAUCCCGCCGAGGACGAGAUGCCUCAUCGCUGCGGCCUCAUCCACGUACGAGGACCACUUCCUGUCGCCAAGAUCACUGCAGCCGAGGUGAGCGAACAUCAGAAGAUGUGUGAGGAGCGUCUGGCUCCUCUGCUGUCUCCUUCAGAGACUCUGAGUGAAGAAGACGCCGCCAGGCUGGGAAAGAAAGAGCCCGAACAAGAGGUGGAGAAGUUCCUGUCAGCCAACACUCAGGAGCUCAGUAAAGACAAGUGGCUCUGUCCUCUGAGCGGGAAGAAGUUCAAGGCCCCAGAGUUUGUGCGUAAACACAUCCUGAACAAACACGGGGACAAAGUGUCGGCCGUCAGACAGGAAGUCGUCUUCUUCAACAACUUCCUGCUGGACGCCAAGAGACCGGCUCUACCUGAGAACAAGCCCCUCCCACCGCCAGCACAAGCCACUCCCCCUGGUAUGCCAGGAUUUCCUGGUCAGUCACCACAGCAGCAAAGCCUUCUGGGAUAUCCACCUGGAGUCAGACCUCCGAUGCCUGGCUUCCCCGGUGGCGGACCCCCCUACCCUCCCAACCAGUUCGGGGGGGGUCGUGGUAACUAUGACAACUUCAGAGGUCAUUUAGGAGGAGGAGGAGGGGGAGGAGGAGGAGGAGGGUUUCCUGGAAAGCAACGAAACAGCAGGGGCGUGCGAGGGGACCCCCGGUCGAUCAUCGAGUACAGAGACCUCGACGCUCCCGAUGACCUCGACUUCUUUUAAAACCGCAGGAUGUUUUUUUUUUUAAAACCCUUUUUUUAUUCCUACAAUUCCCAUGAUUCUUUUCAUCGUCCCUCCAUCAUGUUUUGUGUGUGUGUGUGUGUGUGUGUGUGUGUGUGUGUGUGUGUGUGUGUGUGUUACUGUCAUUAGUGAAGAUGAUCUGAUUCCACUUUCCAAUAAAGAUACAGGAACACUG